This is a messenger RNA of Cetraspora pellucida, 322 nucleotides long. The record is from the annotation of a GenBank genome assembly. NCBI's taxonomy places the organism in Eukaryota, Fungi, Glomeromycota, Glomeromycetes, Diversisporales, Gigasporaceae.
UCGACAAGAAGGAAUUGAAGAAAUAAACCGAAAGGGAGUUAUUAUUGACAAAGAAGUACCGCUUAAAACUUAUCUUAAGUUUUGUAAAAGAGAACCACCCAUUUCUGUCAAACACCAUUUGAUCGAUGGAGAGAUUAAAGCCUAUGAAAUGCCUCUCGACCUUCAUGAAGCGGUACAAGGAAAGUUAACUGAUAUUAUGGAUAAUUGGAAUGAUCAGUUGCUGGUUUUUGGUGAAAUAGAUAUUAUUGUGGGUGCGGAUAGUAUCUAUCAUCCUGAUAUUUGUGUUCGACCAAUAAAUCGCCGACGACCUCAACUCGCAUAA